AUGGCCCUACGCUCCUUUCUCUUGCUACUCGUUGCGCGAGCUGCGGCCGUGUCCGUGGAUGAACUCGCCCAGUGGUUUGCAAGCGCUCAAGGCUUCAACUACAUGACGUCUGAUGCCCGAAAGCUUGCGGAGCAGGAGGCGCCCAUUCUGACUCAGUGUGAUGUCAGCGUCCAGGACCUGACCAAAUUGAAGGCAGCUCUGUACGGCACCUCCGCCUUGGAUCUGCCGAUGGAUUUCUGCAGGCAGAAUCUGCUGCCCUUGGCCAAGCAGCAUGUGGAUCCUGAUGAGCUCACCAAGAUGUAUGGCACCCUGUAUGGCAUCAGGGAGGUGGAUCUUCCUCGCUCCCAAGCGCAAACCCGAAGCAUUGAACUUGUGGAGGCCUACGCCGAAGCGGAUCAGGUUAAAGCUCUGUUUCAGACCUUGGUUUCCAUCUUUGGUAUCGAUCUGCCCAAGAGCGAGGCGCAGGCGAAGAGUUUGGACCUGGGGAAGUUGGGAUGUGACCCCGUGGCCUUGACGAACUCCUUCAAGGCAGCACAGGGCAGCAAGGAUCAGCGCCUGAAGGACGCCUCGGAUUCUGCCAUGCGCACCAACUUGAACGGCGAGGCCAGGCGCUAUGCCAAAGAUGGGCAGAUCUACAGCGUCAAGGAGUUCCAGGACUACUACAAGGACACUUACCGACAGGAAUGGGCCAACGGUGUGCCUGAAAUGAAGAUGGCGCGUGAUGGGAAAGCAUACACAGUGAGCCAGUACCGCAUCUACUAUGCCAGCAACUGGGAGAGUGAGUGGCACGCUGCAAGCCCUGCCACCCAGCAGCGCCUGGCAGAGGAUGGCAAGGUGUACACCGUGGCAGAAUUUGUGCAGUACUACAAGGACGAUUGGCAGACGAAGUGGCGCGCAGCUCCUGAGCUGCCUUGUAAAGAAUGCCGCCAGGUCAACGUCAGGUGGAACGAUCGGAGCUGGGACAACAAGGAUCAGACGAAGGCCAUGAAGGUCUUUUCAGCACCUCUGAUCAGACGAGGCCGGGAUGCCACCAUGCCUCGGAUGACUUUCACAGACUUCUUAGCAGAUGCGCAGCAAUUCAGGGAGUCAGGUGGGAAGCGCAAGUUGCCCUACUUUGGUGUCCAUUUGCUUUGGAGGUUCAAAGAGGAGGAGAAUGGUUACCUUGGACAGAUUGAUGAAGAGAUGGCGGACGACUUGUGGAGCAUUCGAUUUGACCUGAUCAAGGAAUGGCAGGAGAUGAAUGUUCUGCCGUUGGUGCAGCGCUUUUAUCUCUUUGCCGGUCUGGGCGGAACGCUCUACCAUUGUCACUAUGACUUGCAGCCCAAUUUGCAUGUCCAGUUGACAGGGAGGAAGCGUUUCAUCCUCUUUCCGCCAGAGGAUUGGAAGCACUUGUAUCCGUUCCCAGUUCAUCACGACCUGGACCGGAGGAGCAUGGUGGACUUGGAUGCUCCUGACGAUGUCCGCUUCCCGCAAUGGAGUGGCGCUUCAGGAUACAUGGUGGAGUUAGAAGCAGGUGAAGCCUUGUACAUACCGCCAUACUGGUGGCAUCACGUGCAAUCACUUACUCCAGAGACCACAUCAAUGGCCAUGUGGUUCUUCGAACACUUCCCGCUGAGUGCUGGUGUCAGCUAUGGAAUCAGUUCCCGCUGCAGCGACUUGAUUUUGAUGCGGGAUAUUGAGGAGUUCAUUGGGAAACACUUCCCAGAUGCUCCGGGUGAAGAAGACUGCACCAAAGCGAGACCUGUCAAGGCACAGCAGGUCUCCACCUUCGUGCAGUGGUUGUUGCCGCGGCUGGGGAAAUCCACAGCCGAGACGGCCGAGACGGCCGAGACGGCCGAGACGAUCGAGACGAUCGAGACGAGGGGCGCUCCCUCGGAGUUGACGGCGGCCCCUGAGGAGGUGGAGGCCAAGCUGCUGAACUUUGUCGCAGAACGGCUCGAAGAACCCAAGACCCAGCCAGUGAGUGCUGAGAAGUUGCGGACCUUACUGGCAGGGCGACCUCAGAGGGCGCAUCAACAAAGUGCUGGAGGCGUUGAUGGGAGAAUGAAGGCGCUGGAUGGGAAGCUGGAGCAGAUGGGGACCACGAAUUUGGGUGACUUCAAAGAUCCCAGGAGCCGAAAUGACUGGGGAAAAGGCAAGGCCAUCGCCCCCUCCAUGAUCACCACGGCGAACGCACCGGUCUGUCCACCUGAGACAAGGGAACUCCCAGGACCACGCAAUGGCUUUGGUGCCCACAUCAGCCGCCAUCCUGACAACCACGACCAGCGGUUUUUCAGUACCACACAUGGCGAGUUCUACGGAGAGGGAAGUCGCAAGAAGGAGAAGCGCGAUGCCGCAGAGAUUCCACAUUCUGCGGGAGUCAGCACCGAAAUGGCAGAGGGCCGAGCUCAUGGGAUGAAGGUGGGCACCCUUUGUGGUGAGGCCUAUAACGAUUCGAACAACCCAGGCUCCAACACCAGGACUCAGCGCUCUUGGCUGUAUGAGCCAGAUGCGGCACUCCAGAACAUCCACUAUGGCGGCAAAAAGCCUCCAGUGCCUUCCAAAGAUUCUGAGCUGUCCAUUCCCAUUGGGGAGGGAGCCAUGGCCAAAGUCCGCGCGGACUUGAAGGCACGUCAAGGUCGUGAGGAGCUCAGGAAAUUGCGAUGA
Messenger RNA from Cladocopium goreaui, 2646 nucleotides. The record is from the annotation of a GenBank genome assembly. Lineage: Eukaryota; Dinophyceae; Suessiales; Symbiodiniaceae.